GCGCGCGCGAGACAACGGAUGGAAAGCUAAACUGAGUCAAAAUCACAAGAAGAAGAGUGAAUGGCAACAACUUAAGGGCGCCAAACUCUAAAAAGAUGUUAUUUUGUCAUAUUUCAUAUAUCUAACAGAUGUAGAAACAUGCCUCUGUCAACUCAGUCCCAAUCCGAUGUUGACCAGUACAUCCUGAUAGCCAGUUUGGACAAUGCAAGGAAUCUUUCCAACAUCCUAAAAGCCAUCUCUUUCAAGGACCAUGCCAUCUUCAAUGCAACACAGAAUGGGUUGAAAGUCACGGUUGAGGACUCCAAAUGCCUUCAGGCCAAUGCAUUCAUUCAGGCUGAUAUUUUUCAAGAAUACAUCAUCAAAGAGGAUGCAGUUGGCUUUCAGGUUAACUUAACUGUUCUUCUAGAUUGCCUCACCAUCUUUGGGGGAAGCACAGUGCCAGGUGUGUGCACCGCCUUGAGAAUGUGCUACAAUGGAUAUGGAUAUCCACUGACUUUGUUCCUGGAGGAAGGUGGUGUGGUCACUGUAUGCAAGAUUAACACACAGGAGCCCGAGGAGCCCAUAGACUUUGACUUUUGCAGCACAAACGUGACCAACAAGGUGAUUCUGCAGUCGGACAGUCUUAAAGAAGCUUUCUCUGAGCUGGACAUGACCAGUGAAGUUCUACAGAUUACCAUGUCACCGAGCCAUCCUUACUUCAGAUUAUCCACAUUUGGUAAUUCUGGAAAUGCCCAUUAUGAUUAUCCCAAGGACUCAGACAUGAUGGAGCUGUUCCAGUGUACAAAAAUACAGACCAACAGGUAUAAGAUGUCCCUGUUGAAACCCUCCACAAAAGCCUUGGCCCUGUCCUGUAAAGUGUCGGUCAGAACUGACAGUCGAGGCUUCCUCUCUCUACAGUAUCUCGUGAGGAAUGACGAUGGUCAGAUUUGUUUUGUGGAGUACUACUGCUGCCCGGAUGAAGAAGUGGAGGAGGAAUAGGUUUAUGCAUGAUGAUCUCCAUCUUUCUUUUUUUAGAUUUACAAUGUAUGUAGUUUGUCCGACGUUAUCAGUUAUUUAAAUUAAAAUAGAAAUGAAUGCCAUAAACCAAAUAAACUUCUAUCAAUUAAGAAAUGGUUUAUCCUAUAAUAAAAAUGUACUUUCCUAUUUACUCACCUCAAAAUGUUUCUGUUUUUUUCUCUGUUGUAUAAUAAGACAUUGAAAAUAAAAGAUAAGAUAUUUUGAAGAAUGUUGGAAACUGGUAGUCAACUGGAAGUUAAAAGUGAGUGAAUGAUGACAGAUAAAUUAUUUAAGUUGAAUUAUCCCUUUUAAUUAGUAUCGUUCUAUUAAGUUUGGACAACUCCCUGUGUAAUCGGCAGGGGGCGCAAGAGAAUUGUGUGUUAGGCAUUUGCUGUCGCUGCUUGAUGUUUUAAUAAAUAUUAAAUAUGUUAAAAAUA
Messenger RNA from Danio aesculapii, 1433 nucleotides. It is a transcript of the gene rad1, whose product is annotated as RAD1 homolog (S. pombe). The record is from RefSeq and is a predicted model, not a curated record. Gene Ontology annotation, biological process: DNA repair; DNA damage checkpoint signaling. The transcript is spliced from 6 exons. Gene Ontology annotation, molecular function: 3'-5' exonuclease activity. NCBI's taxonomy places the organism in Eukaryota, Metazoa, Chordata, Actinopteri, Cypriniformes, Danionidae. Bases 139 to 978 code for a protein of 279 amino acids. Gene Ontology annotation, cellular component: nucleus; checkpoint clamp complex.